UCUCUGCUCCCCCUUUCCUUCCUCCUCCUCUUCAAAAAAAAUGCCUCGCCGUACUUCCUCAUCGGGAAACUUCGCCCGGAAGCUCCAGCCGGCCAAACGCGCCCUCCGACGGCUCGCCCACAAGCUCCGAUCCAACAUCCCCCGGGCGAUCCGGUUCGUCCGAAACGGCACGAAACGGGUCGUCACCUACUGCUCCACCCACCUCCUCCUCCGCAACAACAACAACAUCAAUCGCUCCUCCUCCCUACAGAUCGUCGCCAAAACGCCGUCGUACCGUAGCCACAACCACCACAGUUACAUCUCCGACUACUACAGCAACAGUCGGAACCUCCUCCGGAAGAGCUUCUCCGCCAUCUUCAUCGACCAGCUCUACGCCGCCGACGACGAUCCACCACCACCAGCGGCCGCCUCCACCUCCGACGAGUAUAAUUCCAGCUGCAAACCCGCCCCGGCCGCCGAAACGACGACGGAUAGGGUAGAGACGGCGUCGUUGAGGGGUAAGGAAGUGGCGGUUAGUAAUAGUAAUGAGAAAAGGCCGCCGUUGCCGAGGAGUAGUUGUAGGGAAGGGGCGGCGGUGAGAACGGCGUCGUCUUUGGUACAGAGGAGGAAAAGGGAGGCGUUGGUGAUUAUGGAGGAGGUGGGUGGUAAUAAAAAUAACAAUGGUGAUGAGAAUGGUAAUAAUAAUCCGAUGGAGACGCUGGAGGAUGCGUGGCGGGAAGUGGUGGCGAGGUCGCCGCAGCUGCAGCCGGUGGACGUGAGGGCGGAGGAGUUCAUCCAUAAUUUCAGGGCGGAUAUGAAGAUCCAGAAGGCCAGGUCGGUUCUUGAGAAACAGAGCCUCUUGCCCAGGCGUUGCUGAAUUUCAUCGUGGGAGAAUGUAAAAUGUUAAUUACGAAUUUGAUGGAAUGAUUUCGAUUCUUAUUAUUAUUAUUAUUAUUUUUUUGGGUGGGUGGGGAUUGAAGUGUGAAUUUAAACAAAGGGGAGUAUAGGGGCAAUGAUGAUUGAUGAGAGGAAGAUUAGAGCAGGGUUUAGGGAUUUAUUCUCCAGAGAGGUUCAAUUUUUUGUGUUUUUUAAAAAUUAGUCCCUUGAUUAUUAAGAGGGAUUAUUAGAAGGGCUUUGGUGUUAGAGGAGCCGAGGAGGGUGUUGCAUGUUUUUUUUUUUUUUUUGGUACAGCCAGUGAGAUUCCAACUGUGUUGGAAAUUGGAAUCUAACUGUACUUUACUUGUGCUUUACAGUUGAUAUGUGUUAUCAUAAUUUGCAAGUAGGGAUGAUAGUGGGGCAGAUUUAGAGUGGAUUUCGCUAAAAUCAUCUACAUUCCUAAAUUUUCGUUGGUACUCAUGUUCUCCUGGAAUUCUCAUCUGUAUACCCGUGGAUAAUUAUUUUCCCAUAUAUGCUAAUCAAUUUCAACUUAAUAU
Molecule: messenger RNA, 1412 nt
Organism: Linum trigynum
Lineage: Eukaryota; Viridiplantae; Streptophyta; Magnoliopsida; Malpighiales; Linaceae
Source: the annotation of a GenBank genome assembly